Molecule: messenger RNA, 1030 nt
Organism: Solanum tuberosum (potato)
Lineage: Eukaryota; Viridiplantae; Streptophyta; Magnoliopsida; Solanales; Solanaceae
Exons: 5
Coding region: 1-993 (330 amino acids)
Source: RefSeq, a predicted model, not a curated record
AUGGCUUACAGAAGGAAGCAGGGGAUCAGCAGAUCCUCCACUUUCCAGGAAGAAAGCAUUUUCCGUUCACCGGGGGAACCGAAACAGGGGAUCUCUAGAUCCUCCACAUUUCAUCAUGAAACUACCACUUUCCGUCCCCCCGGAGAUCCUUUUUCCUCCUCUUCCUCUUCCUCUUCCUCUUCUUCCUCCUCGUCUCUCGCUGCUCAGGCAAUUAGAGCCUCAGCCGCUCAUCAUCGUCGUGCUUCUCAGGAUGCUCUUUCGAAUGGAUAUAGUGAAAAUGAGGCACAUGGAUUUUGGGGAGUUUUAGCAAGGAAAGGCAAAGACAUUCUUGAAGAAAGCCAGGAAGGACGCACAAUUGUUGAGACAUCGCAAGAUCAUAUCUCCAAUGGACGUAACCCAUGGCAGAUGCAAACAACUCGGCCACAAACACAAACUAUUCAUGAAGAUCAAUUAAAAGCUUCUCGCGACGUGGCAAUGGCAACUGCAGCAAAAGCGAAACUGCUACUACGAGAGUUAAAGACAGUUAAAGCUGAUCUUGCUUUCGCGAAGCAACGUAGCUCUCAGCUGGAAGAAGAAAAUAAAAUGCUUCGAGAGGCUCGUGAGAAGGGAGACAACCCUGCAGAUGAUGACAUGAUACGGCUACAACUCGAGACACUGUUAGCAGAGAAGGCUCGUCUAGCACACGAGAAUUCAGUAUACGCUCGUGAGAAUCUAAUCUUAAGGGAGAUUGUUGAGUACCAUCAACUAACAAUGCAAGAUGUUGUGUAUUUGGAUGAAGGAUUUGAAGAAGUAACAGAAGUUUCACCAAUACCUGCUGUUUCAAGAAUGCUCUCUGCUUCACCUCCAUUAUCACCUAAAUCAAUUCAUCAUUCAUCACCAUCUAGAAACUCAUCAUUCACAAAUUUAACAGCUCUUGGUUCACAACAAGUAAAUACAAAUGAAGAAUUACCAACAAGUACUUCUUCAAAGGGGAAAGAUUUAACAAGAAAAUAAUGAUCUAACUAUGUUGCUCCUGCAAGUGCCAAUCAUG